Messenger RNA from Lontra canadensis (Northern American river otter), 2543 nucleotides. RefSeq names its product tubulin alpha 8 (gene TUBA8). The transcript has 5 exons. NCBI's taxonomy places the organism in Eukaryota, Metazoa, Chordata, Mammalia, Carnivora, Mustelidae. Bases 156 to 1505 code for a protein of 449 amino acids. The record is from RefSeq and is a predicted model, not a curated record. Gene Ontology annotation, cellular component: microtubule; cytoplasm. Gene Ontology annotation, molecular function: structural constituent of cytoskeleton; GTP binding. Gene Ontology annotation, biological process: mitotic cell cycle; microtubule cytoskeleton organization.
GGGCACUGUGAUGCAGCAGGGCAGCUGCUGGCCCAGCAUGUCUGUCCCCGGCCCCCUCCCGCCCAGUGUGUCACAACAGCGGAGGCGGCUGUAUCUAGAGCAGUUGGGGUGGGCAGGCCCAGCUGGGAGGCAAGCCGGCGAGGAGAGCAGCCGCCAUGCGGGAGUGCAUAUCAGUCCACGUGGGUCAAGCAGGAGUUCAGAUUGGCAAUGCCUGCUGGGAGCUCUUCUGUCUGGAACAUGGCAUCCAGGCAGAUGGCACCUUUGGUGUCCAGGCCAGCAAGGUCAACGACGAUGACUCAUUCACCACCUUUUUCAGUGAAACUGGAAAUGGGAAACAUGUGCCUCGGGCUGUCAUGGUAGAUCUGGAGCCUACUGUAGUAGAUGAAGUUCGGGCAGGAACCUACCGUCAGCUCUUCCAUCCAGAGCAGCUGAUCACAGGGAAGGAGGAUGCAGCUAACAACUAUGCCCGGGGCCACUACACAGUGGGCAAGGAGAGCAUCGACCUGGUGCUGGACCGCAUACGGAAGCUGACAGAUGCCUGCUCCGGCUUGCAGGGCUUUCUGAUCUUCCACAGUUUUGGAGGGGGCACUGGCUCUGGCUUCACUUCUCUGCUGAUGGAACGGCUCUCCCUAGAUUAUGGCAAGAAGUCCAAGCUAGAGUUUGCUAUCUACCCAGCCCCUCAGGUCUCUACUGCAGUGGUGGAGCCCUACAACUCCAUUCUGACCACCCACACCACACUGGAACAUUCAGAUUGUGCUUUUAUGGUGGACAAUGAAGCCAUCUACGACAUCUGCCGCAGGAACUUAGACAUCGAGCGCCCCACCUAUACCAACCUCAACCGCCUCAUCAGCCAGAUUGUGUCCUCCAUCACUGCCUCUCUCCGCUUUGAUGGGGCCCUUAAUGUGGACCUCACUGAGUUCCAGACCAACCUGGUGCCCUACCCCCGCAUCCACUUCCCACUGGUCACUUAUGCACCCAUUAUAUCUGCUGAGAAAGCCUAUCAUGAACAACUCUCUGUGGCUGAGAUAACCAGCUCCUGCUUUGAGCCCAACAGCCAGAUGGUGAAGUGUGACCCAAGACAUGGGAAGUACAUGGCCUGUUGCAUGCUCUACCGGGGGGACGUGGUACCUAAGGAUGUGAAUGUCGCUAUUGCCGCCAUCAAGACCAAGAGGACUAUUCAGUUUGUAGACUGGUGUCCCACAGGCUUUAAGGUGGGCAUCAACUAUCAGCCACCCACUGUGGUGCCAGGAGGGGACCUGGCCAAAGUCCAGCGGGCUGUUUGCAUGCUGAGCAACACAACUGCAAUUGCGGAGGCCUGGGCCCGUCUGGACCACAAGUUUGACCUCAUGUACGCCAAGCGGGCCUUUGUGCACUGGUAUGUUGGAGAGGGAAUGGAAGAAGGAGAAUUUUCUGAGGCCAGGGAGGACCUGGCUGCUCUGGAGAAGGAUUAUGAAGAAGUGGGGACUGAUUCAUUUGAAGAAGAAAAUGAAGGGGAGGAGUUUUAAAUAUAACACUUUCCCCUUGGCUGUGUCUCUUUAUUUAUGCUUCUUCACUCAAAGCACAUUUAACUAUUCCAAGAUUAAUAGACUACACUCCUAAGCCCAGCCUAAUUUCUGUUUUCCAUUGGAAGAGGCAUCUGACACCAGUGCCUGGGCGAAAAUCGAGGCUGAGCUGUUCAGACCCUCCCUUGGGUAAAAGUAGCUUUGUGUCACUAAAAAAAAAUGAGAGUCACUGUCUCUAGGUUAGGGUGAAGCAGGUUACAUGUUGUGAAGAGGCCUAAUCAGGAUUUUAAACGCUGAAUUAGUCUGGGCCCACCUCAAAAUGCAGCCUACUGGCUGUGGAAGGAUCUGAGCAUUGGAAGAUUCCAGGAAGAGAGUGGCACUUUUAGAGAGUGAGAAGACAGACACAUUUCCUGCCCUUGUAAAAACACAAAUAAAUGAAUGAGAUAAUUCAGGUAGUGUUAACUGAUAGAAAGUUAAAAAAAAAAACGUGAUGAGGGAAAAUUGUCUGGGAAUGCUCCUUUAACCUGGGUGGUCAGAAAAGGCCCCAUGGAGACCUGAGCAACAGAAGAGAGCAUCAUUUGAAAUUCUGGAGUUAGAGAAUGCUGGACAUAGAAUAAAACAUAGAUGUGGGAACAAGCUUAUUGUGAGAUGGAGAUGAGAUCUGAGAACCAAGCUGGGGCCAGAGCAUACUUAGUCUAUAGACCAUGGUAAGGAGUUCAGAUUUUUCUCUAAGUGAAACAAAAAUUUGGAAGGUUUAAAGCAGGAUAUAAUAUACUUUAUAUAUGUACAUACCUUAUCUCUAAUCCUCCCAAUAAUCUCAAAUGGAUAUUCUGCUCAUUUUAUAGAUGAAGAAACUGGGGUUUACAGAGUUGAUAUAUUGCACAAAGUAAGAAGAGCUCAGAGAUCAGGGACUACUAAUUCUAUUCUCUUUUGUCUACCCUACACUGUUUCUAUGCCUUGGUAUCUGUGUCCAGGUUUCAACUGCUGCUUCAUAGAAUGAUGGAUGGAGGAGAAAUAAAAGUCUAUAACACUUACAAAAGA